Culicoides brevitarsis is the source of this 1259-nucleotide messenger RNA. It is a transcript of the gene POLDIP2, whose product is annotated as polymerase delta-interacting protein 2. The transcript is spliced from 4 exons. Gene Ontology annotation, biological process: error-free translesion synthesis. NCBI's taxonomy places the organism in Eukaryota, Metazoa, Arthropoda, Insecta, Diptera, Ceratopogonidae. Gene Ontology annotation, cellular component: nucleus; mitochondrial nucleoid. The record is from RefSeq and is a predicted model, not a curated record. The coding region runs from base 73 to 1098 and encodes 341 amino acids. Gene Ontology annotation, molecular function: DNA binding.
GUAGACAUUUCACCAUCGUAAAAACAAUUGAAGUUCAUAAAUUCGGGAAAUUUGGUGAAAAAUCGCAAAAAAAUGACGAUUUUGUGUCGUUUUGGGUUGUUGAGCAUCUCCAAAGCCUGCAGCCACAAAGGAUUAUUCAAUGUUGCCUUGCGAACGAUCUCUGUGAGUUCGACGCAAAAGACUCGCUUGGCUGAAGUGGGCAAAUUGGAAACGCCAAAGUCCCAAGGCAAAUACGAAACAGGUCAAUUGUUCCUCCAUCGAGUCUUUGGGUAUCGUGGCAUCAUCUUGUUUCCGUGGGCAGCGCGCGUUUACGACAGAGACAUUCCCAACAACAGCAAGAAUGUCGAAGCGAAUGCCGACUCAAAUCAUCCGCCAUCCAGCAAGGAAGUUCAACGCAAAACCCACACAUUUUACCAAGUGCUCAUCGAUCAGCGGGAUUGCCCCUAUAUUCGAGCACAAACCGAAGCAGUGACCUUUUUAGGAAAUCAAGAGUCUUCUCGCAGCUUAUAUGCGAUCCCUGGCUUGGAUUAUGUCGCGCACGAAGACAUUUUGCCGUAUCUCGCCUCGGAAAGAACUCCUUUGCAACACGAAUUAUUCGACAAAUUUCUCGCUUUCAAUCCGGAAAAGGAGACGUUCGAAGCGCAAGACACUCUCAAAGCGUGGCAACAAAAAAACCAUCCAUGGCUUGAACUCUCGGAUGUGCAUAAAGAGACGACUGAAGGCAUCCGCGUUACUGUGAUACCGUUUUAUAUGGGAUGUCGCGAAACGCCCGCCUCAAGUGUUUAUUGGUGGCGUUAUUGCAUUCGUUUAGAAAAUUUGGGUGAAUUGACGGUACAGCUUCGAGAGAGACAUUGGAGAAUAUUUUCGUUGUCAGGAACAUUAGAAACAGUGCGUGGCAGAGGCGUUGUUGGGCAAGAACCUGUUUUAAGUCCUCGUUUACCUGCGUUCCAAUAUUCAUCACAUGUGUCUCUCCAAGCGCCUUCAGGUCACAUGUGGGGCACAUUCAGGAUGGAACGCGAAGAUGGUCACACUUUUGAUUGUCGAUGCCCGCCUUUUAGCCUAGAAUCCAAGCCAGAUACGACGAAUGAAGAGUCUUAAGCAAUAAUUGAGCGAUAUUUGGGUUUUCCAGUGUAACUGAUAAGUUGUGUUUUUGCUGAAUUAAAUCAUAAAAUUCUGUAUAUAUCGAAUAAAUUUAAUUUUCUAACAAUAGGAAAGAAUCGAAAUGGGAUUUUUUUGAAAUGUUUAGAUUUAUUUUAAAA